Fimicolochytrium jonesii is the source of this 1130-nucleotide messenger RNA. RefSeq lists its product as uncharacterized. The record is from RefSeq and is a predicted model, not a curated record. The transcript has 2 exons. Lineage: Eukaryota; Fungi; Chytridiomycota; Chytridiomycetes; Spizellomycetales; Powellomycetaceae. The coding region runs from base 486 to 746 and encodes 86 amino acids.
GGUUGCUGGUGAAACCACAGGAGUCUGCGGGCGCGCGCAACCUCAGUUUUGGCCACCUACUGUAAACUACGGAAACUACCUACUCAUUAUUCUAGUUUACUAGAAUUAUUACAUACUACAUGGCCUUUUUUCUUUUGCUUUUUUUUGAAUACUUUUUUUUUGUUUCGCCAACCGCUGUAAAUAGCAGAGUCGUACGACUGGUACAAUCCAACAUCACAUCGUUGAUGAUGUCGCCUUUCAUUUGUCACGGGAUAUAUAUGUCUGACGAUUCCAAGUAGUUUUUGCUCCAUUCAUGCUUUCGUAUCCUGACAUCAGGCGAUCCCCCAUCUGCUCGUCAAAGCCCCGCCGAAAUGACCACUUCAUCGCCCUCAAUCCAAAAUGUUGAGCACUCAUCAUGGCAGCAAAAGAUCGAGCACCACGUUCUGCCGACAAACAUCAACCGGUGAUGACGCCCCCCGCCGGCCGCCUUCGGUUUUUCUCAACAAAUGCAAUGUGUGCUGCUGCCGCUGCUGCUCCGCGUACAGCAAGGCGUUGCGUGUCCAACGCAAAUCCCACAAGCUUCACACACCGGAACUGUCCGAAGAUCCCUAUCCGCUGCAUACACCUUUGCCUUGAACCCAUGCAAAUCACUUGACAUCUUCGCAACCCUCUCCCCCGUCUCCUUCGCGAUAUUCAGCAACACAAGCUCGCGGUCCUCUAGGGGCGCGUAUUUGAGUAUACUGCGCUCGAGAUGCUUGAGCUGUUAGCGCAGUGUAGAGAUGUCGGCGGUGAAGCCUUCGAUUUCAAAGUCGCGGCGGCGUUUGAGGGAUGCCGCUGGUGCCCCCGUUGGGACCGUUCGAUGCUGACAUUUGCAGGACAACGAGGAAGGAAGAUAGUAUCGAAUGUGAGAGUUCAACUCCAUAUGUGGCCAGGUGUCAGUCUCAAGGUCUUGACGCAAUGUCGGCUUGAAGGCUCGCCAUCCAAUCAGAUGCCGUAGCCUGGGAGACGCCGUUGAAGUCGAGCCCGGUGUUGGAUGGGCGCCACUGCCUGAUGUGGGUUAGGGUUAGGUCCCAGGGUGGAAACAAAGCACGCGGCAGUGGCAGCAGCAGCAGCGAGAGAGCGUUCCAUCACGUGGGUUCCAUCACGUGUCG